GCGCGCGUGGAGGCUGAGGGGCUGAUGGCCGCCAUCGGCGUUCACCUGGGCGCUACCUGUGCCUGCGCUGCCGUCUAUAAGGAUGGUCGCGCCGAUGUGGUCGCCAACGACGCCGGGGACAGGGUCACUCCUGCGGUGGUGGCCUUCUCGGAGAGCGAGGAGGUUGUUGGCUUAGCUGCAAAGCAAAGCAGGAUAAGAAACAUUGCAAACACCGUAGUGAAAGUAAAGCAGAUCCUCGGGCGAAGCUCUGGUGACCCACAGGCAGAGAAAUAUAUUGCAGAAAGCAAAUGUUCUAUAAUUGAGAAGAAUGGAAAACUUCAAUAUGAAAUCGAUAAUAAGCUUAUUAACCCAGAAGACGUCGCAAAACUAAUUUUCAGUAAAAUGAAAGAAACUGCUCAGUCUGCAUUGGGUUCAGAUGUAAAUGACGUUGUUAUCACUGUACCAUUUGAUUUUGGAGAGAAUCAGAAAAAUGCCCUUGGGGAAGCAGCUGCAGCUGCUGGAUUUAAUGUUAUGAGAUUAAUUCAUGAACCGUCUGCCGCUCUCCUGGCUUAUGGAAUUGGCCAAGAUUCACCCACUGGGAAAAGCAAUGUGUUGGUUUAUAAACUUGGUGGAACAUCGCUUUCUAUCACGGUCAUAGAAGUAAACAGUGGAAUAUAUCGUGUGCUUGCUACAAACACAGAUGAUAGCAUUGGCGGCGUUUGCUUCACAGAAGCUCUGGCACAACACUUAGCUUCUGAAUUUCAGAGGUCUUGUAAACAUGAUAUUAGAGGAAAUCCCAGAGCCAUGAUGAAGUUAAUGAACAGUGCUGAUAUUGCAAAGCACUCGUUAUCAACCCUGGGAAGUGCAAACUGUUUUGUAGAUUCACUGUAUGAUGGAUUGGAUUUUGAUUGUAAUGUGUCCAGGGCCAGAUUUGAACUUAUCUGUUCUUCACUCUUUAGUAAAUGUGUAGAAGCAAUUAAAAAGCUCUUGCAGCAAGUUGGAUUUACAGCAGAUGAUAUUAAUAAGGUAGUUCUGUGUGGUGGGUCUGCUCGAAUCCCAAAGCUACAGCAGCUGAUCAAAGACAUUUUCCCAACUGUGGAAUUGCUGAAUUCGAUUCCUCCAGAUGAAGUUAUUCCCAUUGGUGCAGCCAUAGAGGCAGGAAUUCUGCUAGGGAAAGAGAAUCCUUUGUUGGAAGAAGAAGCACUCUUUAUUGAGUGUUCUGCCAAAGAUAUUCUUCUGAAGGGAGUAGACGAGUCAGGGGCUGACAAAUUCACGGUGCUAUUUCCAUCAGGGACGCCGCUGCCGGCUCGAAGGCAGCACACCCUGCACGCUCCUGGAAACACCUCUUCUGUCUGCCUUGAGCUGUACGAGUCACUGGGGGAAAGUCCCGUGAAUGAAGGAGGGAAAUUUGCACAGAUUGUACUCCAGGAUUUAGAUAAGAAAGAGGAUGGCCUACAUGACAUACUAACUGUUCUCACUAUGAAAAGGUACCUGAAAUAUUUGUUGUUCUGCUGUUUAACUUGCUGUGUCACACUCGCGACAAGCAGCCUGUUCCUUAGUUACAUUCUCUUGAAUGUUUAGUUUUGUGUUGAGAAAUUCCAGCAAUUUCAUUGCUUCCAGGGCUGUGUCCUAGCAGGGGUAAACUCUGUAGGUUUUAUACAGUACUUUCUGUGCUUUCAUUGUUUGAUUCCUAAAGAAAUAAAGCUUCAGAGUUGUAUAAAUAAUUUUGUAGCAACUUUUGAACUGUUGAUCAGUUUACCAGUGCUUGAGAGCAGUCAGAAUCUCAAACUUC
Messenger RNA from Calidris pugnax (ruff), 1771 nucleotides. RefSeq names its product heat shock 70 kDa protein 14-like. Gene Ontology annotation, cellular component: cytoplasm; ribosome. The record is from RefSeq and is a predicted model, not a curated record. Gene Ontology annotation, biological process: cellular response to unfolded protein; protein refolding. Gene Ontology annotation, molecular function: heat shock protein binding; ATP-dependent protein folding chaperone; ATP binding. Lineage: Eukaryota; Metazoa; Chordata; Aves; Charadriiformes; Scolopacidae.